Sphaerodactylus townsendi is the source of this 1805-nucleotide messenger RNA. It is a transcript of the gene TMEM91, whose product is annotated as transmembrane protein 91. The coding region runs from base 576 to 1292 and encodes 238 amino acids. NCBI's taxonomy places the organism in Eukaryota, Metazoa, Chordata, Lepidosauria, Squamata, Sphaerodactylidae. The transcript has 4 exons. The record is from RefSeq and is a predicted model, not a curated record. Gene Ontology annotation, cellular component: membrane; intracellular membrane-bounded organelle.
GGCGAAGGAGACGACGGGUCUCUUGCCUGGGCUCGGCUGGCAGCGAAGGAAUCCGAGGGAGGGACCUGCCAGCGAUCCAGCCCUCCCCCUCCAUCUCCCUCCCCCCUCCCGCCUGGGGGUGGGUGGGGGCGAAGGAGGGAAGGGAGGGGGCUUCACUCAUGCCUCCUCCUCCUCCUCCUCCUCCGCAUCUUGGCAGAUUCUCCCAGUGCUGGCCAGCAGCCCCACCAGAAGGGACCCGGGCGCAGCCAAGCAGUCUUGACCCACGGCUGGGUCCUCUUCAGCAACGGGUCCUUCGCAGCCCAGCCUGGAGGAGAUCUCUCUCCACCCCCCUUCUUCACUACCGCUGUGGGUGGCAUCGUGCCCACCAGGACCAGACGAGAGGGGCAAGCCACUCGGAGGCUCCAGCUGGGACAGAGAUGACCGGGCUCUCUCCACGGAUGCCACCCAGGAGGGUCCAGAGGGCAGCGAACAGGUGCUGGCACCGGGGACGUUGGCACUGAGCGGGCGACUGAGCUGAAAGAACUGGCAAGAUUUACUAAAAAGGAGGCACCGGUCAUCUUCCAUCAGGGGACGGUAUGGAAAACGUCCAUGAGCUACAACACCCGCUACUGGCCAAAAGCCCUGGGAAGCUGACCCUCCAGAACGAGAUGCUCAGCCAAGCAAGCCACCAGGAACAUUCCAGAUUGUUUUCGCGCCAGGCCUUCCCCGACUUCCCUUGGUUCCACCAGCCGGGCUCCGUUCUCGCCAACCAGCUCUUGGAUCCCAGCAGCCUGCAGAAGACGGUGGAGCCGUACCAUCCUUCGGAUCCGGCGCUGUAUCCUGAGCGAUGGAAAACAAACCACCCCCAGGACUGGAAGAAGAAAGAUUACAUUGAAACAGCCUUCGGGGACAGCAAGGAGGCCGGAGAGCUGCCCCGUAAGGUAGCCCUCGAGAAGGACAUUCACACAGUCUGCUACGAAGUGGGCGACACGGAGGCACUGGAGCUUGAGAACGACUCCUCGAGCGACAGCGAUACGGAGAGCGACAGCAGCUUCUCAACUCUGCUGCCCCAAGAUUAUUUGGGGCUGGCUGUUUUCUCUAUGCUGUGCUGCUUCUGGCCACUAGGCAUCGCUGCCUUCUACCUGUCUCAAAAGACCAACAAAGCGUCAGCCAAAGGGGACUACCCCAAAGCCUGGACGUCUUCCCGCCAGACCUUCGCGUUGGCCGUCCUGUCGAUCAUCCUCGGCAUCUGCACCUACAUCGGGGCCGUCGUGGCCCUCAUCGCUUACCUGUCCAACAAGGCGCCCACCUAGCCCCCCCCCUCCAGCCCCCCUGGACAGAGACAUUCACCCUUCUCCUUCCCUAGGCCAGAGUGGGGAUAUUCCGGGGGGGGGGGGGGAGGGGAGGUUGUGAAGGCAAGAUGGAGCUGCCACCAGCCGGUGGCCUUCAUAUCAGCAGCCCCACAGAAUGAAGAACCCUGCGGAUUUGGGUGCAAAAGGCUGAAACUGUACUAGCGCUCGAUCCCUUGCAAAGCUUGAGAGGGGGGGAGCUGGGAAGGGGCCAGAUCUGAACCCACAUUCCCCCCCCCCCCCCCGGGCGUCAAAGCCUAGCUUUGCGUUCAACACACACCCAGUUUGGGGAGAAGCCAGCCCUCCAACCUCCCUAUCUGGAAGAGACAGAUGGGGCCAAUCAUCCAACUGGGCAUGCAAUAGAAUCCUUGGGAUGGACGUUGCUUGGGACUGUCACCCCCCCCCCCCGCCCCCUCUGGAGCAGAAGUGGCGUAGGAGGUUAAGAGCUCGUGUAUCUAAUCUGGAGGAACUGGGUUU